This is a messenger RNA of Mus caroli (Ryukyu mouse), 440 nucleotides long. The record is from RefSeq and is a predicted model, not a curated record. NCBI's taxonomy places the organism in Eukaryota, Metazoa, Chordata, Mammalia, Rodentia, Muridae.
UCCUGCCGUACGAGCGGGCCAUGGCGGCUUUGCGGCCCGGAAGCAGAGCGCUUCGCUGGCUUCUCUGCCGGUCCUUCUCCGGCGGCGGCGUUAGGUUGGCCCGUGAGCGCCCUACGGAUCACAGGGAUGCGGCGUCCAGCCGGGUCUCAAGAUUCUGCCCUCCAAGACAGUCUUGCCAUGAUUGGAUAGGGCCCCCAGACAAAUACUCAAACCUUCGUCCCGUUCAUUUUCACAUCCCUGAAAACGAGUCUCCCUUGGAGCAAAGACUUAGAGAAUUGAGACAAGAAACGCAAGAAUGGAAUCAGCAGUUCUGGGCCAAGCAGAACUUGUCCUUCAAUAAGGAAAAAGAAGAAUUCAUUUACUCAAGACUACAAGCUAAAGGCUCAGGCCUGCGGACCGAGUCAGGUUAGUACGUCUGUGCUGUUACUGGUUUAGAAAAA